AAUUAAUAAAACGGUAGAUCGUGAGCGUCAACAUAAUCACCUUUAGCGUGCCCUAUUUAGAACGCAUCGAAUUCGUUGGAAAAUGGCGUCUGUAUUUGCCAGCUUGACAAACGACGUCAGACCAUGGCUCAUUAUAAUCGGUUGGAAAUGUUCCGCAUUUAUACGGCUUCGAAUAUAAAAAUUAAAAAUGUUACAGAUUGAUAAAGUUCAGGUUUACUGCGUGGACGUAAAAUAGUGCAGCAUGGCUGCACAAUUCACGGAAAAUACCAUUAAGUUGGAGGAAAACUCCGAAAAUGUUACCGAAAUACAGUCGUAUUUGGCCGGGUUUCAAAAGGAGAUAGGGAGUGAGGCGAACAUACAACAUGUUGCAGCCGAAGAAAAUGAGGAAGGUGAAGAAGGCACGUAUUUCGUGGAUCAAGCCGGACAUUACUAUUAUCAGGCGAAGGGGGAGGGACAACCUGUAAUGACUGUCAUGUCUGGUUUGGGAGAAUCCACAGGUGAAGAAGCAGAGGAAUUCAUCAUCAACGCCGAAAACGAAACCGAAGUGGAAGAAGGCGAAGAGAUUCCAGUGUCUGGUGAUGACAAUCAGAUUGUGAUCAAUUCUGGAAACGCGUAUCAGAGAGUAACAGUUGUACCAGCUGACACUAACUCUGGAGAGCUCAGUUACGUGCUAAUUGUACAAGAUCCUGACAUGAAGGAAGGUGACCAGGAAGAUGGAGAUCAAGAUAUGGCUGUGUACGAUUUCGACGAAGGCGAAGAAGGUGGAGUGGUCGAUUCAGAAAACGAGGACGACAAGGGUAAAAUCGUCAAGUUGAUCCCUCGCAAAUCUCAGGUAGUGACUCAGGCCCACAUGUGCAACUACUGCAACUACACAAGUCCCAAACGCUAUUUACUGUCGCGUCACAUGAAAUCUCAUUCAGAGGAAAGACCUCACAAGUGCAGUGUGUGCGAACGUGGCUUCAAAACACUCGCCUCCUUGCAGAAUCAUGUGAACACCCACACGGGUGUCAAGCCCCACGUCUGCAAGUUCUGCGAUGCCGCUUUCACAACUUCAGGUGAAUUGGUCCGUCACGUGCGCUAUCGUCACACCCACGAGAAACCACACAAGUGUAACGAGUGCAACUAUGCGAGUGUCGAACUGUCGAAGCUGAAGCGUCACAUCCGUUGUCACACCGGCGAACGACCGUAUCAGUGUCCCCAUUGUACAUACGCUAGUCCGGACACUUUCAAGCUUAAGCGUCAUUUGCGUAUCCACACCGGCGAAAAACCGUACAAGUGUGACGUUUGCCAGGCCCGAUUCACUCAGUCCAAUAGUUUGAAGGCUCACAAGUUAACCCACAACAUUGGCGAUAAGCCAGUAUUUCAAUGCGACCUAUGUCCAACAACGUGCGGAAGAAAAACCGACUUGAGAAUACAUGUUCAGAAGCUCCACACAUCUGACAAACCACUUAAGUGCAAACGUUGCGGCAAAAGCUUUCCAGAUCGUUACAAUUACAAGAUGCACAGCAAGACGCAUGAGGGUGAAAAAUGUUAUAAAUGCGACCUGUGUCCGUACGCUUCGAUCACGGCACGCCACCUCGAGUCGCACAUGCUUAUUCACACCGACCAGAAGCCGUACCAAUGCGAGCAGUGCGACCAAUCGUUCCGCCAGAAGCAGCUGCUCAAACGCCACCAGAACCUCUACCACAAUCCGGAGUACGUUCCGCCUGCUCCCAAGGAGAAGACACACGAAUGUCCGGAGUGUUCACGUGCGUUCCGCCACAAGGGCAACCUAAUGCGACACAUGGCGCUGCACGAUCCCGACCCGACCAUCCAGCGUAAGCAACUGGAGUUGAAGAUUGGGCGACAGAAGAAGAUCCAGAUGAUCGAUGGCCAGCAGGUGGAAGUGAUGCGCGGAAUCGCAUCCGACGACGAGGAGGAGAUUGACAUGAUGGCGGUCGAGGGCUCGGACGGGCAGCAGUACGUCGUUCUGGAAGUCAUCCAGAUGGCGGACGGCGAGGAGCAGGUCAUGGUCGUUGGGGAAGGCAGAAGCGAUCUGCUGGGCGAAAGUAUUUUGCCCGAUAAUGACUUGAACAACGAAGAUGUUAUUAAAGCUCUUCAAUCAGCAACCAGAGUUCACAAAUCCGAAAUUAUAGAACAACCAGAGGAAGAAGAUAAGAAGGAUGAUAUGAAAAAUUGUUUUGGAUUUGAUGAGGAUGAAGAAGAUGAAGAGGAAUUAAAAGGAAAAGCAUCAAUUACGCUUUUGGAUGAUAUUGACUGAAUGAAGUAGUUAAUUUAACACACUAUUAACUUGGAUUUUCAAUGUCUUUUAAGUUUUUAAUAUUAUUUAAUAUUGGAUUUAUUUUUGGUUUUAUUUAUAUCAAUCCAAGUCACCAGUAUCUUGUACAUGUUUUGUAUACACUAUAUUCCAUUUUAUAGUUAAUUUUUUAUCUGUUUGUAAAUACAAGUUAUUUAUAGAUGUAAUGAUUAAGAGUUAUUAAUAAAGAAGAAAAUUAUUUCAUGUGUA
Aethina tumida (small hive beetle) is the source of this 2506-nucleotide messenger RNA. RefSeq names its product transcriptional repressor CTCF. The transcript is spliced from 10 exons. The coding region runs from base 242 to 2260 and encodes 672 amino acids. The record is from RefSeq and is a predicted model, not a curated record. Gene Ontology annotation, molecular function: RNA polymerase II cis-regulatory region sequence-specific DNA binding; DNA-binding transcription factor activity. Gene Ontology annotation, biological process: regulation of transcription by RNA polymerase II. Lineage: Eukaryota; Metazoa; Arthropoda; Insecta; Coleoptera; Nitidulidae.